Aspergillus wentii DTO 134E9 is the source of this 1224-nucleotide messenger RNA. RefSeq names its product alpha/beta fold hydrolase. The record is from RefSeq and is a predicted model, not a curated record. The coding region runs from base 1 to 1224 and encodes 407 amino acids. Gene Ontology annotation, cellular component: endoplasmic reticulum. Lineage: Eukaryota; Fungi; Ascomycota; Eurotiomycetes; Eurotiales; Aspergillaceae. The transcript is spliced from 2 exons. Gene Ontology annotation, biological process: regulation of lipid storage.
AUGGCCUGGUAUGACCAAACCGUGGAGUUUCUCUCCGAUUCCAUCGCGAAUCCGCGCACCCAAGUUCCCCUCCUCGCCGUAACAGGGGCAUCCUUUACUCUGGGUCUUCUUCUGCGAUCACUUUUGCCUCAAGGACAUCCUGAAGGGAUCGUUCUUCCCUCACCACGGAACAAAGUCUUAUCGCUGUCGGAUGCGGAGAAACGUGAGCUUCCUCUGCCAACGGAUGUCCUACCCGGAGCACGAGAUGUGUCGACGCCAUACGGAUCAAUCCGUGUUUACGAAUGGGGCCCGGAGGAUGGACCCAAGGUAUUGUUCGUCCAUGGAAUCACUACUCCCUGUAUUGCCUUGGGCGGUGUGGCCCAUGAUCUAGUCGAUAAGGGUUGUCGAGUCAUUCUAUUUGAUUUGUUUGGAAGAGGUUACUCUGACUGCCCCUCUGACAUCCCUCAAGAUGACCGACUCUUUGCGAGUCAAAUCUUUCUCGCCUUGAGCUCGUCCCCAGUUUCGUGGACUGGUGCUGGAUCGGGCAAAUUUAGUCUUGUUGGCUAUUCCCUUGGUGGCGGAAUUGCGGCAGCUUUUGCAUCGUACUUUCCGCAUCUCAUCUCGUCACUGGUGAUGCUCGCUCCUGCAGGGUUGAUUCGCGAAUCCCAAAUCAGCUUCCAGUCACGCCUUCUUUAUUCGCGUGGUCUCGUUCCCGAAAAGGUUCUUGGGUUCCUCGUAGGUCGCCGCCUCCGUGCAGGCCCAUUAGUUACCCCUAAGCCCAAGGACCAUAAGCUCAAUGCGGCGGAUGCACUUACCGAGGAGCUUUCUACGCAGGGUGCACCUGUUGAAGUGUUAUCCCGGGCGUAUCCCCAUGUUACAAUCUUGAAUGCUGUUCAAUGGCAAGUGAAUAACCAUGCUGGCUUCGUCCAUGCCUUCAUGUCCAGUAUGCGAUAUGGACCAAUUUUGCGGGAAAGACAGUGGGAUACCUGGACACGUCUAGGCAAGUUCCUUGCAUCCCAGAAGAGUCUUCCUGUGGAAGAACAGAAGCAGAAGGGUCUUCCAAGUGACAAGGUAUUCAUUCUGUGCGGCAACAAUGAUUCCAUUAUCGUCAAGGAGGAGCUCGCCCCUGAUGCUACUUCGGCUCUUGAUGAAAAUGUGCAGUUGAGAUACUACGACGCGGGACAUGAAUUCCCUAGUACAAAAUGCAAGGAAGUCGCGCAGCAGAUUUGGGAAAUAUUGCAUUGA